CAUCCGCCCCAGAAAACACUGUCCCAUCUCGGCAAGCAGCAUCCCCGCAAACCUGCCGCGGGUUUGGCGACCAUCCCCGUGAUGCCGCACUUGUGCAGGCUGGUGAUCUACAUGUUGCUGGGGCUGGGGUCCCUGCUGGUGGGGGCACUGUCCCCAUCCUGCCCCCCUACCUGCCAGUGCUAUGACACCUCAAAAGUCUUCUGCUCAAGUGAAAGAAUGCGGGAGAUCCCGGAGGGCCUGCCAGGAAGUGCCACCCACCUAUUCUUCGUGGAGACAGCCCUGAGCAGCAUCCACAGAGGGAACUUGGGCCCCAGCACCACCCUCACCAAGCUGGUCUUCAUCAAUAACAACAUCCAGGAGCUGGAGGCUGCUGCCUUUCAGGGGCUGCCCAGCCUCACUGAGCUGGAGGUGUCAGGCAACCCCUUGCCAGCCGUCAGCCUUGGGGUGCUGGCAGGGCUGACCAGCCUCAGCAAGCUCUCCCUCACUACCAACGCCAUCCGCACCCUGCAGCCAGGGCUCUUCACCGGCUCUUGCAGCCUGCAGGACCUGAGCUUAUCAAGGAACAGGAUCGAGGCACUGCCCCCCGGCAUCUUCCACCCGCUGCGGCAGCUCCAGGCUCUGGACCUGUCACAGAAUGCUCUGGCUGAGCUGCCCGAUGGGCUGCUGGCCCCACUUGUCGCCCUUCGUGUCCUCAAGCUCAGUGACAACCUGCUGGCACGGGUGCCUCCUGGUGCUUUCAGGGCACUUGGCCAGCUAACUGAGCUGCACCUGGAUGGCAAUCGGCUGGAGGAGCUGCCCUCCGGCAUCUUCUCCGGGCUGGGCGGGCUGCGGCGGCUGCAGCUGCAGCACAACGCCCUGGGCAGCCUGGCCUCCGGGCUGGGCGGGCUGCGGCGGCUGCACCUGCAGCACAACGCCCUGGGCAGCCUGGCCCCUGACAUCUUCACGGGUCUCCUCAACCUCACCGUCCUCAGCCUGGAGGGCAACAGCCUGGCCACCGUGCCUGCCAUCCUGUUCGCUGGCACCCCUGGCCUCCUCCGCCUCUCGCUGGCUCGCAACCAGCUGGAGACGCUGCCCCAGGAGCUCUUCGCUAACCUGUCAGUGCUGGAAACCCUGGCGCUCUCACACAAUGCCAUGGCCUGCCGGCGGGGGCGGUGCCCCCCCCCCCCCCCCCCCCCCCACAACAACCUGUCCAGCCUGCCGGCGGGGCUGCUGGCCGGGCUGCCCCUCCUCACCGCCCUGCUGCUGGACCACACCCGCCUGGCCCGCCUGCCCGCGGGGCUCUUCGAUCACAACGAGGAGCUGGUGCGGGUGGGGCUGUCUGACAACCCCUGGCUCUGUGACUGCCGCCUCUCCUACCUCCUGAACUGGCUCCAGAGCUUUGCCGAGCCCCUCAUCCACGGCCAAGCCUUCUGUGCCGGUCCAGCUGCUCUCCAGGGCCAGUCCCUGCUGGAGGUGUCCCGCGGGCAGCUGCAGUGCCCGGGAGCGCACGGUGUGCCCCCAGAGGAAGGCUGGGACACAGAUGCUCCGGGGCAGUGCACCUACAGCAGCCCCGAGGGCGCCGUGAGCGUGGCCUGCAAUGCCACAUCCUGCCAGCGGCUCAGCCUCCGCCUGCCUCCCCCCGGGCAGCAGCGGGGCUCGGCGCCGGCUGCGUACCGGGGCGCCUGGGUGCUGCGCUCCCGCUGCGGCACGCUGCAGGUCAGUGUCCUCGUCACAGCACAGAGCGGCAACGAGACCACAGCUGGCCAGGUGAUGAGACCCCCGUCUGGUGUCCUCACUCCUCGCAUGGCAUGGCUCACUCCGGGGGCUGAACUCGUUUGCAAGUGCUCAGCCAAGACAAUGUACCAGCAUUUCCUUUUCCUUUUCUUCCUCUCCUUCAAUCCCCAUAAUUGCCAAGGUCAAAUCCUGGGUGAAGAUCCAUAUGAAAUGCCCAAAGACUACCAGGAGGUCUACAAAGGGACAAAAAAUGAUGUCAAAGAGAUACCAAAGAUUGCAAAGCCCUUUGUUUCUGAGAUGAUCUUUGUGCAAACCAGCAUCACUGCUAUAAGGAAAGGUGCCUUCAGGUACAUGCCCAACCUGAUCAAGAUUUUGUUCAUUGGCAACAAGAUCAAGACUGUUGAACCUGGAGCCUUUGAUAAUUUGGACAAGUUGAGGGACUUGGACAUCUCUGGUGCCUCAUUAGAAAAACUAUCUGUGGGCACUUUCCAAAACCUCCCAAGUUUACAGAGGCUGGAGCUGAGAGACAGCCAGCUCAGAUCCAUCCCCAAAGGCCUGUUUGAUGGGCUGGAAAGUUUGGGAGAGCUCUCCCUGCACAUCAAUGCAAUUCCUUCUCUUCCAGAAGGCAUUUUUGAUUCUCUUGUCAAUCUAACUUUUUUGGACCUGUCUAGAAACAGGAUCACAACUCUUCAUGUGAAUGUCUUUAGCAAACUGACCCAGCUGCAAGUCCUCAGGCUGUAUGAGAACGAGUUGCAGGACCUGCCAGAGGGACUGCUAGACAGUCAGCGGGAGCUGCAGGAGCUCAGCCUCCAGAGCAACAGGCUCAGGGCGCUGCCACCCAUGCUUCUGAGGAACCUGCCUCACCUGGAGAAGCUCCUCUUGGACAACAACCUCAUCAGUGUUCUCCCACCUCAGGGCUUUUUUGGUUUAAACAAACUGAAGUUGCUGACUCUGGGCUCAAACCAUAUUGUGGAGCUGCCCUGCUGCCUUUUUGACACCAUGCCGCACUUGAGGGAGCUGGAUAUGGGCAGGAACAGUUUGGCCACCCUUCCAGAUGGCAUCUUUGUCAACCUCACAUCCCUUGGCAAACUCAUCUUGUCCCACAACCACCUAUCAGCCCUGCCAAGAGGAGUCUUCACUGGGCUCAGCAAGCUCUUGGACCUCCAGCUGGACACAAAUCAACUCUCUACUCUGGAUGAAGAGGUCUUUGCUUCUCUCCCAAAUCUGAAAACCCUCAACCUUCGAAAGAACGAGCUGGGGAGUGUUCCCCAAGGGCUCCUAGACCCUCUGAAGAAGCUCAGCUCAGUGUAUUUUAGUGGUAACCCAUGGAGAUGUGACUGCAACCUCUGCUACCUGCACCGCUGGAUCCUGGGCAACAAGGAGAAGGUCAAAUUGUCCACCCAAGUCUCCUGCAAGAGCCCACCCCAUCUGGCAGGACAAUCAGUAACAUUGCUGAGGGAUGAACACCUGAUGUGCCCAGGAACUCUGCCAUUUAACGCCACACCACCACAAAGGACGUCAGCAUUCCUGUCACGUGGAGUCAUGUCCACAGCAGCACCAACCGUGCUGUCACUGGCAUCCUUUCCCAUCAGGACACUGCCAACCACUCUUUCACCUGUGGUCACCUCUGCUGUGUUGCCAACCAUGCCAAUGGAGGCUGCCUUCACCACUCUGUCACCAACCAAGCCAUCUAAGGCCUUUGUCACCAUCCCACCCCCAGCUGUGCUGCAGAAGGCCUUCAGCACCAGCCCAUCAACAGCCAAUAAGCCCAAGACCUCCAUCACCACAACGUCAACAACCACUGUGCCCAGGUCCUCCAUCACCAUACCAUCAACAACCACUAUGCCCAGGUCCUCCAUCACCACAAUGUCAACAACCACUGUGCCCAGGUCCUCCAUCACCACAAUGUCAACUACCACUGUGCCCAGGUCCUCCAUCACCACACCACCACCAACUGCGCUGCCAGAGACCUCCAUCACCACACCAUCACCAACUGUGCUACCAAAAGCCUUCACCAGCACCUCAUCACCAGCUGUGCUGUCAGAGACCUCCAUUACCACCUCUUCACCAACUGAGCUGCCAAAGGCUUUCACCGCCACACCACCAUCAUCAGCUGAGAUGCCCAAGGCUUCCAGCACCACCCCAUCAUCAGCUGUUUCAACUUCAGCCAUCGUAAGGCUAAAAUCUCCUGGGACCACCCACCCAGAACCUGUGCCACCCACUCUAGCUUCUGCCACCACGCUGGUGCCAACAAGGCCACCGGCAGCCACCAGCAGGCGAGAGCCUCCUGCUCUCUCAGUGCCCAGGGAGAGGCCAGCCACCAUCCCCCAGGGGACACCCACAGCCCCUGCUGUCUCUGCUCCCUCCCUGGCUCUGCAGCCAUUCCCCAGCCCUGCUGCUCUGGGCACAGUCCCGCUGGCCUCACGUUCACCAUCGCGCCAUGCUCCUGCACCCGGCCGGGAAUGGGGCUAUUCCACCGCGUGGGACUUGUCCACAGCUGGUGUCCAGCCCACCCCCACCGCCCCCCAGCACGCUCCUGCCCCGGCAGGCACUGUCCCGCUCCCAGCACCUCCCAUCCCCACACCAUCGGCCAGCCCGAGCCCCUGGCCAGCCUCCCCCACUCAUCGUGCCUGGGGCUUGUCCCUGCGGACCAGCCCAUGGCAGUGCCAGGUGUCCCUGGCCCUGGGGCUGGCCGUGCUGGCACUGCAGGCAGCCUGCACGCUGCUGGGAGGGGUGGUGGCUCUCCUCCUUCACCAGGACACCCGCCACCACCCCGGGCCACCUGUGAGGCUGCUGAGCCUUCAGGCCCUGGCUGCUCCAGGCACCCCUGAGCCAGCCGUGGCACCGCCCUGAGCUUGGCUGCCCCUGUCUGACCUCCUUUGGGGUCCGCAGCCGCGCUGGCCCCGGGAUGGGGGUCCCGGCACGCCGGCGGAUCCCAGGGAAGGGGUCCCAGCAGCCAGGCUGUUUUGGGAUGGCUCCUGGCGAUGCUGGGAGCCUGCCCGCCUACGCGCAGUGUCCCUGCCUGACGGCCCUUCUGCCGAGGGACACUAGAUGGCAUCCCGACACAGGCAGCGUCACCUGCCACCGACACGCCGCAGCCCCGCAGCCGCCGGCCGGGACCCGCCGCGCACGGGACACGGCCGCUCUUCGCUCGCAGGGCCGGGAGCCCCUGCCUGAAUCUCCUCCCAUCACUGGAAGGUGCUUGCAGUCCUUGAGGAAAGAUAAUCACAAGGCUUCCCGCCCUGCGCCCUGUCUUCGCUGUGCCACGUUACAGGAUGUGUCAGUGUCUGUACCACCAUCAUACACAGACCUCUUCCCGUGUCCCUCUCCCUUUUCUCCUCCCUAAUAUUAAAGUCUCCCCUGCAGGUCUGAUGGGCUGGUGAGAAGACUGUUUUCAUGCUGGGGGUUUUCUUGGCACGCUGCUGUGGGGGAUUCCUGUUGCAUGCUGGAGUGUGGGGUCCCAGUCAGUGCUGGGGUAGGACCCGGGCUGACCCUCCACAGGCAGUGGCACUGUGAGACAAUAGAUAAG
This is a messenger RNA of Ficedula albicollis (Collared flycatcher), 5242 nucleotides long. RefSeq lists its product as uncharacterized. The record is from RefSeq and is a predicted model, not a curated record. Lineage: Eukaryota; Metazoa; Chordata; Aves; Passeriformes; Muscicapidae. Gene Ontology annotation, cellular component: plasma membrane. The transcript is spliced from 6 exons. The coding region runs from base 82 to 4566 and encodes 1494 amino acids. Gene Ontology annotation, molecular function: protein binding.